AAUGUUAUAAAUUAUUUCGUUUUCUAUUAAAGAAAAAAGGGUCAGAACACUCUCAAUGGACAAAAAUUUGUCGUUAUGAAGCGGAUUGGCCGUGAAAAAAAAAAUCAGGAAAGAAUACUAUCGUCAAAAGUAUAAUGUUUUAUUUCCAUCUCUCCUAAAAAUAGCCCCGACGAGUAAUUUUAAAAAUCGCUGAGAUUGCCAUAAUGAAUCGAAAUAAUUUCGGUUUCAUUACGUCAUUCUUCUGGACAGGAUUUAUAUCUACAUAGUACACAUCUGAAAUGCACGAGUAUUGGAACAGUUAAACAAUGAAGAUGGUCACUUAAAUUGUCUACGGUGGUGAAAAUAUCAAACUUAUUUAACAGUCCUGUACAACUUGAACCUUCUUUCUACACAGGACAGAGGAUAACCGAAUUAUUUGUGAAACGAGAAGAAGAGAAGAUCACAGCAUUUUAAACAUGGAGGCUAUUAUGGCAGGUUUCUGGGUUUUUCUCGUCUCUUUUGCGACUGCUAUAAUUUUUGUGUCUUUGGCAUCCAUACCUCUCCAGAUAGCAAUGAUAGUUAUUGGAGCAAAAUACAAAGACGAGUGCCCAGUGGAAGAAAUGAUCCCUGUUUACCUCAUAGUAGCAGGGGCUGCCGGUUUAUUCGCCAAUUGUUGUACCGGCGGUGUGAGAUACAACCAGCAAGGGGAUGAUGGAAAUACUGUAAAUCUGCUGCAGGCUCUUGUGCAAUUUGUUCUUUUCGCUUGGUUCAUUUGUGGGAAUGUAUGGAUUUACGCGAACUAUGAGCCGAAUUACACGGACCCUUCGAGUCUGGACUACUGCCAUAAGACACUUUAUCUAUUUGCAUUCUGGGUCACGAAUUCUGCUUACAUUCUUUACGGAUUCAUAUCAGUCUGUCUCUGUUGCUUUGGAACUUGCACCGCCACUGUAGGCAUCGGUAAAGCGUGUGUAGUUGUGUAAAAGAUCCGAAAGGAGAUUAUCACAUUCAUGUCGAUGUUAAUAAUAUUAAAAAAAAAAAAUAAUGAAAA
Molecule: messenger RNA, 1027 nt
Organism: Pocillopora damicornis (cauliflower coral)
Lineage: Eukaryota; Metazoa; Cnidaria; Anthozoa; Scleractinia; Pocilloporidae
Product: transmembrane protein 272
Source: RefSeq, a predicted model, not a curated record